GAUCGAGGAUCUGGGAUCUAGGAUCGAGGAUAAGGAGAACAAGUCCCUGGGGCUGUCCCCAGGGCUGGUUGGGGCGCGCGGCUGGGAGGCGCCCUGCCACCGCCAGGAUGCGCUCGGUGUAGCGGGACUGCCGGGGGGGGGCGCCUGAAGGCCAGCGCUCCAAGGACACGCGGCCACCCGCUCCUCGCGGGCUCCCGGGCCCAGACGCCCCGCAGCGCCGGAGCCGAGCCGCGGGGAGUGCGGGCGAAGGGUGGCAGGAGGGAGGGCGCGCGCGAGGCGGCCCCUCCUCGGCGAGCCAUGCGUGCCACGGGCCGCUGAGGAGCCGCCGGGCGCCGCUGCCAAGUCUCCGCUCCGCUUUUGUCUUGCCCUCCAGUGAAUGGGAAGAUGGAGAUGGAUGUGGAGGGAGUUUCUCCGCGCCCGGAGCCCAUCCCCCGCUCCCAGGGGGCUGGCGGAGCCUGCCAGGCGCCGCCACAGCCGCCCCAGCCCCAGCCGCAGCCCCAGCAGCAGCUGGCUCAGGAUGAAGUGCCCAGCGAGAGUGCGGGCGCUGAGGACAGCGACGAUCCGGAGGCGAGACCCAACGGCGAGAGGGGGGAGAGCAAGAGAUUGCAUGGCCUGCAAGGUGAUGGACUCCAACGUGACCACCUUGGAAUCUACCAAACUCCAAGCCACUGGCAGUUCCAGCGCACAAAACCCCUUGUGGAGAGGAGGCGAGAGAAGCAAACUGGGAGGAGGCCUUCUGUUUGGCUACAAAGCGGAUGGACCACGUCCUCAGGUCUCCUGGAAGUUGUUGAAACACAGUGAGGGAGGUGACAUCACUCACAGGAUGGAAUCAAAGAAGCAUUUACAGUAGGCUAAUGCCGGCAUCCUUCAGACUGAAGUCCUAGGGCCCAGUUCUAAGUCUCUCUCUCUCUCUCUCUCUCUCUCUCUCUCUCUCUCUCUCUCUCUCUCUCUCUCUCUCUCUCUCUCUCUCUCUCUCUCUCUUUUCUCAUUUUUCUUUUCUUAGCUCAGGGAAUUUUAACCAGGAAUUGCUUUAAUAGGUAUAAUUAGGUGUAGUUUUCUUCCCAAAUUAGCCCUGUUUAUGAGCACGUUACUAGGAAUCUAGGGGGUUCCAGCCAGCGUCACUACGUAUUAGCUGAUGAAUCCAGAGUCCACUCUUGGAGUUCAUAAGUCCCCUUGAUAAAAAUAAGAUAAGAACUGACCCCAACGAACUUCAAGGACAUUUAUUAUUAGCAUUUAAAAGUAUAAAGCAGGCAGAGGCAAGGUGUAAAUCUCAGCAGCUGUCCAGAGGAGGAAGACGGAGAGGAGAGUGUGGUCCUGCAGCUUAGGUUAAGCCAACGUGAAGGUCAGCCGUAUGACAAGCAAGCAGCCACAAGGAGGGGGGUCUGCAGAAAGGCCAAAGGGUUCUGGAAAGGUGCUUAGACGAGAGGUGGAAGCUAGGGAUUGCUGUGACUUUCUGAGCAGUUCAGAAAGGUGGGCAAUCCCAGUUGCACAGGGCUAUACGAGCAGCCGGGAAUUCUGCAGAGGGAGAGCUCCAGCCUUCUUGAGAGAUGGUCCCUAAGCCAGGUGACUGACCUGCCCAAUCAGAAUGUUGGGAUCCACCUAAGCCAUUCUCUUGAUCAGAGAAGAAAAGGGUUUUCCUUUAGUGUUACUCUAACAGAUUCUGUUCCCAGAGAUUUCCUAGGUAGGAACUGGGGUCAUGGUGUUGGUCUAGCUUAGUUCCCAUCAUUCGGUUAAAAACCCAUGUCCUUUCUGUUCUCUCAAGUUUGCAUUCAGGUCAUGGCAUAUAGGCACCAUGUUGCUUAGCUACCAAAGACUCCUUUAACCGAGGAACCAGCCACAGUUAAAACACAGACAAGCGUGUGUUACACCUGGGGCUCAUGCGCGUUGUUUGAUAUGAAUGUUGAACUACAAAGGAACACACACCCCACAGUUUGAGAUGUAGGUCCCCUCUGAUCCUAGAACAGUAGACAAUGUUUUAAAUAUCAAAAGUGACUUUCAGAUACUUUGAAUCUUCUGGGCAAUUUUGGGUGGUUUUGCUAUGCCGUUUCCUAAGGUCAUAUAGGAACAGGAGAUCAACGGCCUUCCCAACUGCGUUGUUCAGGCCUCUGUGGAUCUGCCUAUCUGGGAAGAGCUAAAGCAAAGGCAGGCAUACCCCUGUAGUGGGGUUUGGCAGUGGGGACGUUUCUGUGUCUGUCCUGUAAAUAAAUGUCUGCCUCACAAUAAAAUAUCUUGGUUGACUCAGC
Messenger RNA from Rattus rattus (black rat), 2243 nucleotides. Its product is annotated as transcriptional activator ptaB-like. Lineage: Eukaryota; Metazoa; Chordata; Mammalia; Rodentia; Muridae. The transcript has 3 exons. Bases 385 to 801 code for a protein of 138 amino acids. The record is from RefSeq and is a predicted model, not a curated record.